Drosophila busckii is the source of this 1249-nucleotide messenger RNA. Its product is annotated as methylmalonic aciduria and homocystinuria type D homolog, mitochondrial. NCBI's taxonomy places the organism in Eukaryota, Metazoa, Arthropoda, Insecta, Diptera, Drosophilidae. Gene Ontology annotation, biological process: cobalamin metabolic process. The record is from RefSeq and is a predicted model, not a curated record. The transcript has 4 exons. Gene Ontology annotation, cellular component: mitochondrion. Bases 182 to 1048 code for a protein of 288 amino acids.
AGCGCCAACAAAAAUAGAGCAUAAGCAAAAAGGAAAAAAUUGAAAACGAAAAGUAAACUUUUCAGUUUUCGAAAAGCAAUUGAUAAACUAAAUUAUACGUGAAAUUGUAAUCAGUUCUAUAUUUUCGCUCUUUUUUUUGUACAUCUUUCGACUGCUGUCCAAGCUUUGAGCUUAUGAUAUAAUGUCGCGUUCGCUUAGUCGUGUAUUCGGACGCUGUGUGACAAGCUAUCUAUAUGUAAAUCCACUACAGGUGAAUAGGCCAGUAAACAGUCUGCUGGUGGUGAACUCGCCUCAAUCGGCUGGCGCUGCAGCAUGUUACUCCAAACGCAAUGGAACACCACCAGAUGCUGGUGAGCCCUUCAAGACUGUGACGAAAACGCGCAGCGUAGAUGAUGACGAUCUCAAUAGUUUGGAGAGCGAGCCAAAUUGGGAACUGACCUUGCAACGUCACAAUCGCUUCUAUUUGCCAAAUGCUACGGGACCUGCUUGGCAGGGUGGCACUACCACAGUCAGUCUAAUGGAGCCACUGUCGCAACUAGUUAAUUUCUUUAAAGACGCCAACCUGGACAACAGUCGGCUGGAGAUCACGUGCUGCCAAUGUCCCAUGCUAAUACGUGACUCAAUUUUUGAACUUUUCCCAGUGCGCCCAAUUGGACAGAAGGACUAUAAUAUAACACUGCUAACGUUGAGCUAUGAAGGCGACAUAGAACUGGGCGCUACCAAGUUUGUGUUAGCAGCUAGAGAAAUAAGCGAUCGCCUAUUAUCGUUAGGCUAUUGGGCUGAUUUUCUAAAUCCCUUCAGUGGGCGGCCAUACUUUUUGCCACGCGAUGGUUCCAUACUGUAUAAGCAGGAUUCUCGCUUUCGUGGCAUAAAUAUGCACAUGUCUAAGCAUAAUGAAUGUGUCUUCAUAGCCUCUGAGGAGGGUGAGCAGAGUUUCUCAGGUACCAUCUUUAGCACGGCACCGAAUAAUUAUGCGAUGCUGGUGGAACUGUUGGCGCCGAGCGAAUAUAAGCUCAGACUGCAUGAGUUACCAAUGCCACAGCAAUAGCAAAUGCAUAUAGUAGACUAAUUAGUGAAGGAUGCUGCAGCAGCAGUAUAAUUGUUAAAUGGACAAGAGUAAGACGUAGCCGUUUAGUGAUGGACAACUGUGUUAACUGUCAAGUUAUUUGUUCAAAACUUGUCUGCCCUAGACAUUGUGUACAAAUAUUUUUUACACACACACACACUAUAUAACACAAUUAAUGUAUAU